UUGGCCUCAGUCCCCUUCCCUCCCCACAAGGGAGGGGCAGGACUGGUUUGAGCCAGCCAGGUGGGACUGGACAGGAAGUGAGAACAGGCUGCCGAGACUGGAGGGGAGAGGUGGUUGGGCGAGCAGGGACUUCAAACUCCUCCGUGGAGGAGAAGAUGUCCAUCACAGAGCUGAACCAAUGGAUAAAACAGCUGAACAACUGUAAACUCCUCGACGAGAACCGAGUGCAGACUCUAUGCGAGAAGGCUAAGGAAAUCCUCGUGAAAGAGUCAAACGUUCAGGAGAUCUCUUGUCCCAUCACUGUCUGCGGCGAUGUCCAUGGCCAAUUUCAGGAUCUUUUGCAAAUCUUUACAAUUGGUGGGGAAAUACCAGACAAAAACUAUCUGUUUUUGGGUGACUAUGUUGACAGAGGCUUGUACUCAGUGGAGACUAUGACUUUCCUUAUAUCUUUAAAAGUACAAUAUCCAAAGUACAUUACGCUGUUGAGAGGAAACCACGAGAGCCGAGAUAUUACUCAAGUUUAUGGUUUCUAUGAUGAAUGCGAAAAGAAGUAUGGAAAUGCCAAUGUCUGGAAAUAUUUUACAGACCUAUUUGAUUAUCUCCCCCUUACAGCUUUAGUUGACGGACAGAUAUUUUGCGUCCAUGGAGGUCUGUCUCCUUCCAUAGAUACCCUGGAUCAUAUAAGAGCUUUGGAUCGCUUUAAAGAAAUCACCUUGAGUGGACCAAUCUGUGAUCUGUUGUGGUCCGAUCCAGAUGAUUUUGAGGGAUGGGGGCCCUCUCCAAGGGGAGCUGGCUACACAUUUGGACCAGACAUUACUGAAAUAUUUAGCUGGACCAACGGCCUUUCAUUGAUUACUCGGGGUCACCAACUUGUCCAGGACGGUUACUUCUGGCAUCACAAUGAAAAGAUGGUGACCAUUUUCAGUGCACCCAAUUAUUGUAACCGUUUUGGGAACCGGGGUGCUAUCAUGGAACUGGAUGAUCCUAUAAAGUACUCCUUUCUACAGUUUGACCAAGCACCUCAAGGAAAGUGUGCUGCCAUCUCACUUCUACCUUUUUCGUAUAGACAGCCUUGGGCAAAACCCAGGAGAUAUCUUCAUGCUGUAUGUUUACAUGUAUCCUUCUGGGAGUAGUCAGAGUCUCUGAAGUCCCAAAGCCUUGGUGGACCUCUGCUACAGUUUUUGCAGUACUGGUGAUAUCUGGAAUGCGGUAAAAUAGCAAUUGACAAACACCAAGGAAGAAUUACAUUAUUACAAAUGCCGGAGCAUUUGUUAAUAAAACAUUUUAUUUCAUUCUAUUUG
Messenger RNA from Trichosurus vulpecula (common brushtail), 1301 nucleotides. Its product is annotated as serine/threonine-protein phosphatase 2A catalytic subunit beta isoform-like. Gene Ontology annotation, cellular component: cytosol. NCBI's taxonomy places the organism in Eukaryota, Metazoa, Chordata, Mammalia, Diprotodontia, Phalangeridae. The transcript is spliced from 3 exons. Gene Ontology annotation, molecular function: protein serine/threonine phosphatase activity. The record is from RefSeq and is a predicted model, not a curated record. Gene Ontology annotation, biological process: mitotic cell cycle; peptidyl-serine dephosphorylation. The coding region runs from base 156 to 1133 and encodes 325 amino acids.